AUGGUUCUGUACAACGAAACCACAGAACAAUAUCCUGGCACCUAUGGGUCCCAUGACCAGCCCGUCGAUGAGAGUCACUGCACUGAGGAAGAAGAUAUCACCAACCCACGACAGGCUAGUCAGCAAAGAGGACACGGUGGACAGUCAACUGCAGAAGAUACAGACGAGAUGGGCCGUAACGGUGCCCGCCUGCUGGAGAACCCGAUGUACGCGGUGGGUGUGUUACAACAAGAUGACGGAGGUUCCCUCCGAGAGGACGAAACCAAACAAGAAUCUCCUGGUACCGAUGAGUUCCAUCAGAAUCCGGGCAACGACGUGUACCACUGCAUUGGUGACGAUGAAAGAACCAGCCCACGACAGGCUAGUCACCAAAGCGGACACGGUGGACAGCCAACUGCAGAAGAUACAGACAAGACGGGCCGUAACGGUGACCUGUUGCAGAACCAGAUGUACGCGGCGGGUGUGUUACGUCAAGACGACGGAGAGCCUGUAACAAAUACCAGACGAAGCGGACACGAUGGACACUCAACUGCAGAAGAUACAGACAAGACGGGCCGUAACGGUGCCCGCCUGUUGGAGAACCCGAUGUACGCGGCGGGUGUGUUACCACAGGACGACGGAGUUGUAGCUGCGGUCAUUGGUGCAGGAGCUGGUCUCGUCACAUUCCUCACAACCGUGAAGGAGACUCAUCCUCCAACACACAACAGUUCUCUGGAGCGGAGUGGUACGUCAAGCCGACCAGUGUCACCAUUCCCCACCACCCCUACCGAUUCUACACUGGAAAACAAAAAUGGAAACCUCUCGUCUUAG
Messenger RNA from Branchiostoma floridae (Florida lancelet), 810 nucleotides. RefSeq lists its product as uncharacterized. Lineage: Eukaryota; Metazoa; Chordata; Leptocardii; Amphioxiformes; Branchiostomatidae. The record is from RefSeq and is a predicted model, not a curated record. The transcript has 5 exons. Bases 1 to 810 code for a protein of 269 amino acids.